Rotaria socialis is the source of this 666-nucleotide messenger RNA. Lineage: Eukaryota; Metazoa; Rotifera; Eurotatoria; Philodinida; Philodinidae. The record is from the annotation of a GenBank genome assembly.
AUGAUGAAUAAUAUAAUUCCAUUAUACUUCAUAGCGCUGGUUGCUAUCAUUCAAACAGUAUCAACAAUAGACAAUAAGAACAACAUGAAUGAUAAGAGUAAUAAUAAUAAUAAUAAUAAUAAUAAUAAUAAUGAUGAUGAUGAUGAUAAAAAUGUAGGCUUCAUAAUUGCAACUAAUCUACAAGACAAUGAAUACAACAAAGGAAAAUUUUUACGCGAUAUUCACCAAAUCAUUGAUGGUCAAUCGCAUCGUGCAAGAGCCGAUGUUGUUUAUCAUCAACGUUUACGUGAUGGUCAAUGCGUUGUUGAAUAUGAUGGUAAAAUUUUAACAGAAAAUAGUGUUACACAAAUUCGAAAAAAACUUUAUCGCUUGGAAAAUUGUUUAUUAGAACGAGUGUUUCGUGCAUGUGGCCCAAACUUAUUGUUAAUGUUAGAUAUUGUUUGUCGAGUUGUUGAAACACAUCAAAAAUCAACAACAAUAACAACAACAACACCAACAACAACAAUAGGAUUCGUGCCAAAUAUUCAACAAAAAAAAAUGCCACCAUCAACACUAUUCUUUCAUCGAAAGUUUUCACAACUUUUCAGGUCACCACGAGUGAUUACAGAAGCGUGUUGUGAUAAUUUAUGUACUAUCACUGAAUUAACUAGAUACUGUCAUCGAUGA